CCUCUACCUCUAUAAUUAGUUAAUUCUUUAUAAUAAUAAACAUAAUGGAAGCAAGCUCAAAGUUUAAAGGGGAUGUAGACAAGACACAAAUACCGCCACUAAAUCAAAAGCGUAUAUUAGCUUUUGUUAAUCAUUUUCUAAUAAGUACAUGCACUUUUCUCAACGAGUUCGCGUUAAAUUGCGAGACCAAAUUUGUGCAAUUGGAGCGUCAACUACAGCGCACCGAAGCUGCCUUAAUUAUACUAGAAGCGAAGCUGGCCUCCAUUCCCUUGGAUAAAGAUGAGGGCACUGCCAUAAGCGCUACGACAGCUGUUGUAGAUGCACCCUUAGAAGAUGCCGUCGAGACGCCACCAGAGGAAGUUGAAGAGGAGCCCAUAAAAGGCGUGCGAGCAUGCGAAGAUGUUCGUUACAAGAAGUUCUUCAAAAUGCUGCAUGUGGGCGUGCCAGCGCCUGCCGUAAAACAAAAAAAUGCUCUCAGAGGGUCUGCAACCACAAAUGCUAGAUAACCCCGAUGAAAUUCUCAUUGAUGGCAUCGCCGAGUAGGAAAAAAGAAGAAGCUUGGAAAAGUUCAAAUAUCUUGUGAUUUUGUGAUAUAGCAUUUGUAAAUGCUACACUUUAAAAUUAAACACACAUUUGCUUAAAUUUACG
Molecule: messenger RNA, 648 nt
Organism: Drosophila nasuta
Lineage: Eukaryota; Metazoa; Arthropoda; Insecta; Diptera; Drosophilidae
Gene: CCDC53
Product: Coiled-coil domain containing 53
Exons: 2
Coding region: 45-506 (153 amino acids)
Biological process (GO): exocytosis; actin filament polymerization
Cellular component (GO): WASH complex
Source: RefSeq, a predicted model, not a curated record